AUGCUUGUUGUUUUGAUUUCUGGUUUCAUGGUCAUUCGAACCAUUAAGAAAUCCUUAGAAAAGAAUAACAAAUCAAAGAAUGACAAGCUGGAGAACCCAUUCAUUGUCAUAGUGUCCCUAAUGAUUGGUUUAGUAUUGUGCAUUUUCCUUCAAAUCUUUGCAGGGGUAUUGGCUGGUGUUUUGCUUAGUACGGAGCUAAAACACUUAAAGUUUCUGUGGCACUUUUUUAAUGGAUUGGGAAUAAUUGUAUUUGCCAUAUUGAAUUUGUGUUUAUUCUAUCCAUUAUUUGUACAAACACAAAUGGUGUUUGAGGAAUUACAUAUUGAUGAUGUCAAGUCAACUGUAUCAAGUCAAGUACAAUCUUGA
Molecule: messenger RNA, 366 nt
Organism: Naegleria gruberi
Lineage: Eukaryota; Heterolobosea; Eutetramitea; Acrasida; Naegleriidae
Exons: 1
Coding region: 1-366 (121 amino acids)
Source: RefSeq, a predicted model, not a curated record